Metopolophium dirhodum (rose-grain aphid) is the source of this 1186-nucleotide messenger RNA. RefSeq lists its product as uncharacterized. Gene Ontology annotation, molecular function: structural molecule activity; A2-type glycerophospholipase activity. The coding region runs from base 202 to 669 and encodes 155 amino acids. The transcript has 4 exons. NCBI's taxonomy places the organism in Eukaryota, Metazoa, Arthropoda, Insecta, Hemiptera, Aphididae. Gene Ontology annotation, biological process: phospholipid metabolic process; arachidonate secretion. The record is from RefSeq and is a predicted model, not a curated record.
ACACGACGAGUGUGUAGUACAUUUAAGAUCGCGUGUUAGUUUUCAUGUGGACGUAGCAGUGGUCGAAGCGCGUGACGUUCGCAGGCUACGACUAUAAUAUACUAGUACUAUUGCAGUAAUUUUCGCGGUUCAUUAUCUUUUUGUUUUUUUUUUACCAUUUUUGUUUAUUUAUUUCGACGAUUUUAAAAAACAAUUUAAUCAAUGGUUUUGAAACUUAUUGCGGUGAAUUUUUUAAUUUGGUUUACAUUUAAUUGCCAUGGACAGGCAAAAUCAAGAGAAACUCAUUUUCCGGGUUAUCAUUUCUGUGGACCGGGUACGGACUUUUUGGAACGCAUUGCUCGUGGUCAGCUUGGUAUCAAUAAGCUAGAUGAAGCUUGUCGGUCACAUGAUUCAGUUUACACAGACAGUACGGAUUUUCAAUUGAGAAUGGAAGCCGACAUGAAACUGGAAACAGCAGCAUGGGAGCGAGUGAUAGCGAAGGAUAGCAGUUACAAGGAGAAAUUCGCUGCAUGGAUGGUGACAAACAUCAUGAAAGUGAAACGAAAGUGGAAUACUCGACGUCUGCAACGGGAGUUUGGUAAAAAACCUAGUGAAUUGUCUCCGGUAAACAAAAAACCUCGACGUUCAAUUGAUGACCACCAUAAAACUUGGUUUCGAUACCGAUUAUAAUAACACUGAGAUUGAAAGAAAAUAAUUUUCACUUGAAAAUAUAACACUAACAAAGAAUUGUUCCCUGCAAGUGCAAAUUGGCAAUCUGUAAUAUCGUUGAACCUUGAGAUUCAAUAGGCAAUAGAAUGAUGUUUAGCAACUACACGCUGUGAUAUUAUGUUUAAUUAAAUACAUUUUUUGUGCUGUACGUAUUAUUAUUAUUGUGAGCUCCAAAGCGAAAUGUAAUAAUAAGUAUCGAAUGACAUAACAAUAAAUCUAAAGCGUUUUUCUCUGUUGAGUGUUCAACAAUGUGCUAAUGUGGAAUUGCAUAGAUUUAAUGUAUUUAAUAUGAAGUUCGAUGUAAUAUUUUUAACAUAUGUGAUGAUAAUAUAUUAUAAUUUUUAAUCUGUAUGACUAUAUUAUAUUAUAGGAGUACCUAGUCAAUAUAAAUAUAUUUUUUUCCUUAAGGAUUGAAGUUGUUUUUCAAAUAUGUUAAUGAUACCUAUUACUGUAAUAUAUUGUUAUGUAUAAUUAUUUA